AAUAUAAAUUCAAUUCUUCCAAUGUAUUUUGAAAAUUACGAGCUUCGUUUCUCAUUGACAAAACAAGAUUAUUCGCUUAAUUCAGAAUCAGAUACAGAGCUCGCAGACGCAACGCGCGCGAUUGAUUGGUUAUCGCGGUUAAUUGAGUCAACAGUGUCUAGCCAGAUCGCGCAUACGGAAUCUGUAUACAUCCGGUGCCUGAAAUCUAUUUUUAGAUGCUACAUUUAGGAAGAUACUUAAAUUUCCUGUAGACGAUUUCGGAGAAGAAGCUUCUGGAAGAAUAAUCCUUGCCAUCGAGAAGAUGUCUUUCACUGCAACAAAUCACAGGCGCGCAAUUACGGUUAUGUAAUUUAUGAAAAAGUUAUGGAUUUAUCAAAAUAGAUAAAUCUGUCUAAGCGAACGUCGCGACAAUGAUAAGUUGAUGGCGAUAAUUAUUAGAAACGUGAUACAAGCAGUAUGCAAUUGUUGAUGCUGCAGAAUGAAUUUUCAGGGAUGAAGAAGAAGAAGAAGAAGAAGAAGACCGCGAGAUUGUUUCACGGUACCUGUCGGCGGACACGGCCAUAAUCACGGUGUCCACGUUUUAAUAGUAUCUCGUACAGUGACUCGCGAAGAAAACGAAAAGGCUUUUGUGAAGCUCGAUAUUUGUGAAUACAAUUAGAAUAUAAACGAUGGCUGCGAAAGCAUCUGUGCCACAAUUGGAACAACGGAUUCAGUGCGUCAAAUUCACCAUUUUCUGCUUAAAUGCUAUAAUAUGGCUUCUCGGCAGUUCGAUGUUCGGCCUGUGCAUGUGGCUGCGAUUAGACCCGUCGUUCCAAGAAUGGGUUGACUUCCUAGACAUAUACGAAUUUUACAUCGGCAUCUACGUUCUCCUGGCAGUCUCGAUAGUAAUCAUAAUAGUAACGUUCAUCGGAUGCGGCGUUGCUCUUAUGGAGUACAUUUACGGUCUCUACGCUUUCAUAGGUCUGCAAUUGUUCUGCUUCGCGAUGGGCUUGGCGGGAACAGCGUUGCUACUCGACUACUCGACUUACGACAGCCAAAUUCAGCCUCUGAUUCGAAAAUCGACGAUGUCUCUCAUCAACAAUUAUCAGGACGACAGAGCUACUUACAUUUUACAAUUGAUCCAAGAAANGAGAGAGAGAGGGGGGGAGAGACAGAGAGAGAGAGAGUGUGAAAAUACACAAGGUGUAACACUACACUUCUACGUGUUUAAUCAGCUUCUCGGCAGUUCGAUGUUCGGCCUGUGCAUGUGGCUGCGAUUAGACCCGUCGUUCCAAGAAUGGGUUGACUUCCUAGACAUAUACGAAUUUUACAUCGGCAUCUACGUUCUCCUGGCAGUCUCGAUAGUAAUCAUAAUAGUAACGUUCAUCGGAUGCGGCGUUGCUCUUAUGGAGUACAUUUACGGUCUCUACGCUUUCAUAGGUCUGCAAUUGUUCUGCUUCGCGAUGGGCUUGGCGGGAACAGCGUUGCUACUCGACUACUCGACUUACGACAGCCAAAUUCAGCCUCUGAUUCGAAAAUCGACGAUGUCUCUCAUCAACAAUUAUCAGGACGACAGAGCUACUUACAUUUUACAAUUGAUCCAAGAAAGCAUCGGAUGUUGCGGCGCCGAUGGGCCGCGGGACUAUCUGAAUUUGAAGAAGCCUCUGCCCAGCGAGUGCAGGGACACUGUCACCGGAAACGUAUAUUUCCAUGGCUGCGUCGAAGAGAUCUCAUGGUUUUUAGAGGGCAGAUCGGGAUGGCUGGCUGGCCUGUCCUUGGCACUGUGUAUGCUUCACGUGGUCAUCGCGGCCUUAAGUCUGACGCUUAUCCGGGCGAUCAAGAAGGAAGAGCAGUCCGUCGCGUACAAACGCUAAUUGUCAGAACCUGUUCAGGGACCAGUUCGCAUUUCACUUCGCACACAGAAACAUUAUUUAUUUAGCAGGAAAGCUCUUCCACCCGAUACUGACUAUUAUCUGUCGUGUCGGAGGCAUCUUUUAUAUACGAGAACGUUUUUCUUUUACUACACAUUUUUUCAUCGCUUUGCAGCGACACGAAAUUCGCAGCGAUCGAAACACAAUUCGAUCGUUGCAUUUUAUAGUUCGUCGCGUUUAACGUUUAGUAUUUAUAAUAAAGAAACAAUUCGUAUAUCAUUUUUACAUACUUUAUUUACAAAUUUGUUUUAAUAUACAUACGGUGUCUUACAACGACGAAUAAAAUGUAUUUACAAUAAUUUCACCAGUACACGUCUAAACAUUGUUGCACGCUAUUGGACGUUUCUUUUUGUCUUUUCUAUACGGGAGUUGUUCAGAAUGUUUAAUAUAAAGAAAAAAGAAAUGAAUUUAAAUGUACAAUCUUAAUUAAUUAUAAAACGUACGGUCAUGUAAAUCGUUCGUUCUACAAUAAUAAAGCAAAAACAAUGAUGAAUGAUUA
This is a messenger RNA of Megalopta genalis, 2409 nucleotides long. NCBI's taxonomy places the organism in Eukaryota, Metazoa, Arthropoda, Insecta, Hymenoptera, Halictidae. The record is from RefSeq and is a predicted model, not a curated record.